CAGCAAAAGGCUCUCCGUCAGCAUAGUGUCAUAGUGUUGGAGAUAUACUGUUCUCCUCCUCCUCUCGCAGCGUUUCUCUCUCUCUCUUUCUCUCCACCUCCCUUCUCUGGCUGUCCCAGGACUGCUGCAGCUAACUCUGCAUCACCUUGCAGUUCAGACACUGCUUCCUUUCUGCAGUCCUCUCUCACUCUCUCCUGUUUUCCUCCUCUCUUUGGUCCUUCACAACCCCCUCCCUCCUUUCCGGUCACUUUCUUUUCUUAUCUAUCGUCCACUCAUUUUAUUUUAUCAAUAUGUACCGGAACCCUUGGAUCUCUAACUACAUCAACCAUGUCAAGUUGUGCCAAGGCUUCACAGGAGAAACCGCUCCUAAAGUUGGCAAUACCAAACUACAACGUAGAGCUCUUAGCUUCCAGAAAGAGUUCUUGUUGGAAGAGAAAGACGAGGGAACCAACAAAGAAUUACAUGUCAGUCUGCUGGGAAAUACACCCAAGGUCUCAGAAUUAAGGAAACGUUUUGAGAGUGUAAGCUCGAGUCAGAGUUGGGACAUGAACAGGAAAGAGCGGAUUGCAAGACGUCUGGAGGGAAUCGAUAGUGAUGCUCUCCAAAAUCUCCCAGACUGUGGCGGUCUAGUUACCAAUCGACUGCUAGAGGAGGACACUCCAAGAUAUACCCGUGCAGCAGACACCUGUGACCCCUGUACAGUUUCUCUUCAGCACUAUGGCAAAAAUGACCCAAACUUCCCAAAUCUGCACAGUGCAGAGGUUCAGUCCAGAACCCACACAGUCCAACCGGAGACUGUCUAUAGCACUGGCUCCACUCAUGUGGCAGAGCUGGACUCUAAAGCCGAAAGGAUCGCACGCUACAAGGCAGAACGGCGCCGUCAGCUAGCAGAGCGCUAUGGCAUCUCUCUGGAUCAGGAGUUGGAGACUGACUAUACGGCUCGCUACUCCAAAACCUCUAGAGAGCCCGACGGCUCAGACCGACAACAUAAGUCAAAGGUAGAUGGAGGAGAUGGAGUGGAGCAUAAUGCUUACACCCCCAGCCAUCAUGCAGACAGGGCCAGUUCACACAUUCACAGCGAUCCAGAGUUCAUCCGGGAUCACACCGAGUCCAUCUCCGAGCGCGAGAGGAUGAUGAAUCUGGAGAACCAGAGGAGGGCACAGGAGCGGGAUAGAUUGCAUGGAGGUGGAGGGGUUGCACCUGACCCAUCUGCAUAUAUGGAUGUAUCAGGGUCUGCCAGGGUCCCAGGGAAGGAACCAGGGGCGAUGGGGGUUCCCAGCUCGCCUAAUGCAGGCCGAAGGACCAUGAUGCCAUCUCCAAAACAGGGAGCAUCUCCUGGUGAUCUGUUUAUUGAGCAGCAGGCUCACAACAUCCUCCAAAGACACGGAAUCCGAGUUAGGGAGAGACUGGCCCGUGACGAGCCGUUUCACAGGGGUCAAACAGCAGAAGGACCUGCAUACAACCAGUUUCCCCAGUCAUACCCUCGAUAUCACCCUCACAAUCGGAACCUACCUGAUGCUCCAGCCAAACAGCGGCUGACCCACUCUGGACAAGAGGAACGCCAUGACCUGGGGUGCCAGAGCUACUUCUCUAUGGGCAGUGAAUCCGCUUCCAGGCAUAAACAAGAGAUUCAAGAAGUGCUUGAACCAGAGGGAAAACAGGAUGUGAGGACAGUGGGGCUCCUGUGGAGCAGGAAGGCAGUUUUACCUUCUGAAAUUCAUCAGAAAGAACGGAGCACUGAAGACCCGUGCCAAGGAAGUACCGACAACAUAGAGGUAAACCCAGGCAUUAGUCGGCACAGAAGGGAGGAUAUUGCAGAUGACCCCAGAGGGCGCCGUGGAGGUCAGUCAAGACGGGAAGUUUACACACAGCAUGUGUCCCGACUUCAGGCCACAGAGUCUAUGCAAGCAAGAGCUCGAGAGGCCCACAGAAGGACUGACGCUAGCUGCUACGCCCCAAUCCAGACCUCCAGUGGGAGAUAUAUGCCAAAACUUUUGGAUACUGGAAAUGUCCAACAGAAUGCCAUCCAGAACCCAAUCAGAGAGCCUGUCCGUCAGGAGAAAGUGCUUAAUGGUGAUCCCCUAUCCCAUGAUGCAAGGGUUUCAGUUGCCCAACUCCGCCACACCUACCUGGAAAGUGUUGCGUGUCCCCGGAAAGCCGAACUGUCUCAUCUAAGCCCUGAACCACUGAGCCCUGAAGUGGAUGAAGAGAAGUUGGAUGAGAGAGCAAAGCUGAGUGUAGCCGCCAAGCGCUCUCUUUUCAGGGAGCUUGAAAAGACUUCAGAUGGUUCAGUUUUGAAGGCAUGGAGCCGUAAUCCUGCUGUUGAACGCAGGCUGAGGAGAGGUCAGGAUCGCUCCCGCACUCAGCCCGUCACCUCAGAGGAAGUGGUCAUUGCUGCUACCUUGCAGGCUUCAUCUCAGCAGAGCUCCAUGGUGAGGGAGCAGGCCAGAGAGGUUCGGCUGGCUCAGGAGGCAGUGGAGACGGAUCGAGCUCGCCAUGCAUCUCCAGGGGAGGAUGGCCAAGAGGAGCCAGAUCUUUCCACGCUCAGUCUGGCAGAGAAGAUGGCACUCUUCAACCGCCUGGCACAGCCGUCCAGCCACGGCCUUCGGGCCAGGGGAGACACUCGGUCACGUAGGAGUAAUGCCCGCUACCAGACUCAGCCAAUCACACUAGGAGAGGUUGAACAGCUGCAGCCUGCAGGUGGAGCUCGUUUUGCAUCCACCUCUACCUCAGCCCUGAGAUCCUCAACCGUUUCCACUGAACAUGCUGGUGACAUCCACCUGACCAUGCCCGAUGUAUCUGGCCCUGCCUACUAUGAGCAGACCCUCUCCCCACCUUACCAACCUCAAACUGCUCAUCAGGGCCCAGAUGUGUUCCCGGUGGCCCAAGGAGAAAAGCAGUUAUUGAGCAUGGGGAAGAGGAAACUCCCCUCUCCAGAGAGCAUGAAACAAACACCACAUGCUCAACCGGCCAGAGACUGGGAGGAGUUUAAAGGGCACAAUGAGGCUCUGGUGACCCCUCAAGACCCUUCAGAAACAGAUGGAGAGCACAAGUCAAAGACAGCCAUAUCAGAUCUUCCUGUGCACACAGCCGCAGUACGUGCAGCGGCAGCUGUAUCGCAGGGCUCAUCCUCUUUACGGAGCGGCGCUCUCGCACCGCACACGCACACAGAGUCUGCUGGACACCUCUCGGAGGACAACAGGAGAGAAGACGAGCAGGAGACUGACUUUAAAACAGAGGAGGGAGACAAGUUCUCAGACAUCAUGUCUGCCAGACAGAUGUCCAUCAAAGAGAGGCUGGCUCUGUUGAAGAAGAGUGGAGAGGAAGACUGGAGGAACAGGAUAAAUAAGAAACAGGAUGUGGUGAAGGUUGCUGUGUCUGAAAGACACGCCCAGCUAUGGGAAGUGGAGCAGAGCUUCAAGAAGAAGGAUGAUGGGAUGAUGAUUGAUGACUUUGCCGUGUCUGAUCAACUUUGGGAUCCUGUCUUUUCCUCCUCCUUUUCGUGUGUCUCUGAACCACUGGAUCAAAUAGCAAUCCUCCCCAAGGCUACCCCCCUGCCCGUGCAGGUGGAUGAGCAUCACCCCUGGAGACGGAAGAGGAUGGGAAAUGAGGUGGUGGAGAGUCAGCAGAUUGAGCAAAUCGAGAUGUCUAUUCAGGAACGCAAGCAGCUCAUCACCACACAAGAGGAUGCCUGGAAGGUCAAAGGUUACAGAGCAUCCAAUGACUCCACUCAGUUUACAGUGGCUGGACGUAUGGUUAAAAAAGGUCUGGCAGCCCCUUCUGUUCUCACAAAUCCAGUGCUGUCCCCUCUGUCCUCUAAAAACAAGAAUGCCUCCCAUACCAUCUCAAAGCCACAUGAAGCAGAGAUAGAAGUCAGACAGGACAUGAAGCUGGAGUCAGACAAGAAGCUGGAAAAGUUGGAGUCAUUCCUUGGUCGGCUCAAUAGUAAAGUUUCAGGACUUCAAGAGGCCACGAUUGCAGUCACAGAGAAGUCUGUUAAAGAGGUCAUGACUGUGGAUGAUGAGAUCUUCAAUAAGUUUUAUAGACACACAGAGGAUAUGGACAAGAUCACUAGCAGGGUGGAAAUCAAUGACGAUUUUGAUGCCAUUUUUGGAGUGCAGUUGCCCAGAUUGACUUCAGACAUGGUGCAGCACAAGCGUGCAGUACGGCCAACCAGAAACGUUCAGUCAUCCAAAAACCCCCUGAAAAUGCUGGCCGUUCGGGAGGACAUCAGACAUGAGUACACAGAACAGAGACUGAAUAUCGGCCUUCUGGAGAGCAAGAGGAUGAAACGGGAAAAGAUGAAUAAGAACAGCGGUUUCUCUGAGGUUGCUCUUGCUGGAUUGGCCAGUAAGGAAAACUUCAGCAGUGUGAGUCUGCGAAGUGUGAAUGCAUCUGAGCAGAGUUCCAACAACAGUGCCAUGCCCUAUAAAAAACUCAUGCUCAUUCAAGUCAAAGGUCGACGGCAUGUCCAGACCAGACUGGUUGAGCCCAGAGCUUCCUCCUUGAACAGUGGUGACUGCUUCCUUUUGAUCACAUCUCAUUAUUGCUUCAUCUGGAUUGGAGAAUUUGCAAAUGUUAUUGAGAAGGCCAAAGCCGCAGAGUUAGCUACGUUCAUUCAGACCAAGCAUGACCUGGGAUGCAGAGCCUCGUAUGUGCAGACCAUUGAGGAAGGUGCCAACACUCACACUCGUGCUGCCAAAGAGUUUUGGAAGAUUCUUGGUGGCCAAGCCAGUUAUCAAGCCGCUGGCACUCCAGAAGAAGAUGAGUUCUAUGAGAGUGCCGUCGUAGAAACCAACUGUAUCUACAGGCUCAUAGAGGAUAAACUUGUUCCUGAAGAUGACUACUGGGGUCGAGUUCCUCGAUGCUCCAUGCUUAACCCUAAAGAAGUGCUGGUGUUUGAUUUUGGUAGCGAGGUCUACGUAUGGCAUGGUAAGGAGGUGACGCUGGCACAGAGAAAAGUGGCAUUUCAGCUGGCAAAGCACUUGUGGAAUGGCACCUUUGACUACACCAACUGUGAUAUUAAUCCUCUGGACCCUGGAGAGUGCAAUGCAGUUAUACCCAGGAAAGGCCAGGGACGACCAGACUGGGCUGUGUUUGGCAGGUUAACUCAGCACAAUGAGACUAUUCUUUUUAAAGAGAAGUUUUUGGACUGGAGUGACUCCAAGAAAUCCACAAAGAAGAAUGGUGACUCGCAUGCUGAAGAAAACAAGGAGCUUCGGGGUGGGGAAUGCCGGCCAUACGAUGCAUCAUUGAUGUUGACGACAGUACAGACGCCAGUCAAGACCGUUCUGGAUGGGGUCGAUGUUGGACGAGGUUAUGGAUUGGUGGAAGGUGACGAGGGGCGUAAUUUUGAGAUCAGCACAUUAUCUGUUGAUGUCUGGCACAUUCUAGAGUUUGACUACAGUCGUCUACCCAAACAGAGCAUUGGUCAGUUCCAUGAAGGAGACACAUAUGUGGUAAAAUGGAAGUACAUGAUCAGUACAGCAGUUGGCAAGAGAUUGCAUUCAGAACGGAUCAUCGGUCCAGGGAAGGAGAAAUGUUGUUAUUUCUUCUGGCAGGGACGCAACUCCACUGUGAAUGAAAAGGGAACCUCAGCACUGAUGACUAUAGAGCUUGAUGAGGAGAGGGGUGCUCAGGUCCAGGUACAGCAGGGAAAGGAGCCUCCUUGUUUCUUACAGUGCUUCAAUGGAGGAAUGAUUGUUCAUGCUGGAAAGAGAGAAGAGGAGGAAGAAAAUGCACAAAAUGACUGGCACUUAUACUGUGUGAGAGGAGAGAAACCCCUAGAGGGCCAUCUGCUAGAGGUCGUGUGCCACUGCAGCAGCUUACGGUCUCGCACCUCUAUGAUCCUCCUGAACAUCCCAAAAGCCAGCAUGUACUUGUGGCAUGGCUGCAAAGCACAGAUGCACACACGUGAUGUGGGUCGUACCGCUGCCAACAAAAUUAAAGAGCAGUGUCCUCUGGAGGCGGGGCUUCACAGCAGCAGUAAGGUGUCCAUCCAGGAGUGUGAUGAGGGAGCUGAACCACAUGGCUUCUGGGAGGCCUUGGGAAGAAGAGAUCGAAAGGCGUAUGACUGCAUGCUGCAGGAUCCGGGAAAUUUCAACUUCACUCCCCAGCUGUUCCAGUUAAGCAGCACUUCAGGAGAGUUUGUGGCAGUGGAGUUUGUGUAUCCAUCUAGGGAACCAAAUUUGGUCAACUCGAUGCCUUUCCUACAGGAGGAUUUGUAUACAGCUACUCAGCCAGCCCUAUUUUUGGUGGAUAAUCACCAUGAAGUGUACCUAUGGCAGGGCUGGUGGCCUCAGGACAGUGAGAGCACGGGAUCAGCUCGCACACGAUGGGACUCUGACAGGAAGUGUGCCAUGGGAACAGUACUCCAAUAUAGCAAAGAAAAAAAUGAGAAAAAAACUCCCAAAUCAUACCUGAUCCAUGCAGGACUUGAGCCUCUUACUUUCACUAACAUGUUUCCCAGCUGGGAACACAGAGAGGACAUCGCUGAGAUCACAGAGAAGGAGGCUGAAGUAUGUAAUCAGAUCAUUCUGGUUGAAGACGUCUUGACUAGACUCUGCAAGACCACUUGCCCACUUGCUGAUCUUCAAGCCCGUCCACUACCAGCAGGAGUUGACCCUCUGCAUCUUGAGAUCUACCUUUCAGAUGAGGACUUUGAGGGUGUAGGGGCUUCUGGGAAGAAAGCAUUGGAAAUGACAAGAAGUGAAUAUGAGGCACUGCCAGGGUGGAAGCAAGUGAAUGUGAAGAAAGACAAAGGACUGUUUUAAAGGAACUUCUGACUGGGAUUGAAUCUGAAGUGGAGACCUUCUCAUUCCUUUUGAUCCAGACAGGACAAACGCAAGUGAAGAUCUACCUGUGUCAAACCACACAGGGAGGUGAAAAGGGGCUGGAUGAAGGAGAAAAGACACUGAUGGGCAGGGGUUUAGCAGCCUCUUGUAGCACAUUUCUCUCCCAUUUUCUCCUUUUUUUUGUUUUUUUAUCAGUGAAUUAGCAAGUUUUGUUUUCUUGUUGAAUGUUUUGAGUGCUCCCCAGCAUCUUAUCCUUCCCAUUGUUCUGCAUUGCUGUGUCCACAUAAAGCCAGUCACCGUCCAACAUGCACAAGGCAGCCCUCAUGCACUGCCCAGCUUUAUAUAAAGACCUAAUAAAUGAAAAAUGCCUUUUAGUUAUUAUCUAAUUGUAAGAAAGCUCAAAAGAGCACUUUAUGUAAGUACGUUCAUACCUGCUCUCAUAAAUGGCCUCAAGAUGUGUUUGAACCUUCCAGAUAGAUGCUUGAACUUGAGAACCCUAUGUGUGUGUGUAUGCGCAUGAGAGAGUGUUUGUGAAUCUAUACAGUGUGUGUGUGUCUCUCUUCAAACAGGAUUGAAUGAAACUGUGGAAUAAGAGAAAAUCUCUUUCUAUUCUGCGUUGUAUAGUGCCUUGCCUUCAUGUACAGUUUAUAUAAAGACAGAUGCUAGUCUGCAUUUUGAAA
Molecule: messenger RNA, 7474 nt
Organism: Sinocyclocheilus rhinocerous
Lineage: Eukaryota; Metazoa; Chordata; Actinopteri; Cypriniformes; Cyprinidae
Gene: svila
Product: supervillin a
Exons: 40
Coding region: 291-6773 (2160 amino acids)
Biological process (GO): barbed-end actin filament capping; actin filament severing; actin polymerization or depolymerization
Cellular component (GO): cytoplasm; actin cytoskeleton
Molecular function (GO): actin filament binding; phosphatidylinositol-4,5-bisphosphate binding
Source: RefSeq, a predicted model, not a curated record